AUUUUAAAAAAUUAAUAAAAUAUUACUAAUUCUCCAUCCUUAAAAUUUUCCGGGCCGGAGGAGGAGGUGUUAGCCUAGGAAUGAAGGUAUUCACUUUUCUGGUGGAUUUUAAUUUCCACAAGUGACAGCACAGGAAAAGGCAGCAGAAAAAGAAAAGUAAGAAGAAAGAGAGCGCGCCUAAAGUCUCGCCAAAAAUGGCGACGACGAAGCGAAAAGGUGGAACCACCAGGUCGGAGAGAACGAACCCAAGGGUUUGGCUAUACUCCGUUUUGCUCACUCUUCAAUACGGAGCCCAGCCUCUCAUCUCCAAACGCUUCACCAGACGUGAAGUAAUCGUGACUACAUCUGUUUUGACAUGCGAGUUAGCUAAGGUUGUAUGUGCCCUAAUUCUCAUGGUAAGAGAUGGUAGUUUGAAGAAAGUGUUCAGCCAGUGGACUUUGGUUGGUUCGUUGACUGCAUCCGGACUUCCUGCGGCAAUUUAUGCGCUGCAAAACAGCUUGCUGCAGAUAUCAUACAAGAAUCUUGAUUCACUCACAUUUUCAAUAUUGAACCAGACAAAAAUAUUUUUUACUGCAUUCUUUACAUACAUAAUGUUGAGGCAGAAGCAAUCAAUUCAACAAAUUGGGGCUUUGUUGUUGCUGAUAAUGGCAGCUGUUCUUCUAAGCAUUGGGGAAGGCUCUAGCAAAGGCUCUAGUAGUAGUGACCCCGAACAAAUUUUAUUUUAUGGGAUCAUUCCGGUCCUGGUUGCUUCUGUUCUCUCUGGUCUUGCUUCAGCUUUGUGUCAAUGGGCUUCUCAGGUUAAGAAACACUCGUCGUACUUGAUGACUGUAGAAAUGUCAAUUGUUGGAAGCUUGUGCUUGUUGGCCAGUACCACUAAGUCUCCAGAUGGAGAAGCUAUCAGACAGCAUGGAUACUUUUAUGGCUGGACUCCACUAACUAUGAUCCCAGUUGUAGCCAAUGCUCUUGGUGGAAUUCUUGUUGGCCUUGUCACAAGCUAUGCUGGUGGUGUGAGAAAGGGGUUUGUCAUUGUUUCUGCACUUCUUGUAACGGCCUUGCUUCAGUUCAUGUUUGAAGGGAAACCGCCUUCAGUGUACUGUCUUGUGGCUCUUCCACUCGUCAUGAGCAGCAUUUCAAUAUACCAGAAAUAUCCAUAUAGAGUUAAAAAGAAGGAAUCAUAAUCAACUUGUAGAUGGAGAAAGUACUGGUAUUUUAAAGAAGUUUCUCCAUGGCUACCAGAUAAGGAGACAAUGGCGCAAAGAAGCACUGCUUUGUUUUUUCUUCCCCUCAAAAUUGUAUGCAGUCUUCAUUCGACAAAAUUCGAUACUGAUUUCUAGCAAAAAGAAGAGAACAGGGUACUGAUUUGGGAUCCCUUUUGACUAUGGAUGACUAGUGUUCCUUAGAAUCUUAAUCUGUGUUUUGAAGCCCUUGUCAACAUGAAUAUUUUCUUGUUGCACGUUGUGAACUUGACACGAAUGGAUUUUAUGUAGAAAACAAAACCCAUGCAAGGGUGGAUCCUCUCUC
Populus nigra (black poplar) is the source of this 1521-nucleotide messenger RNA. RefSeq names its product UDP-N-acetylglucosamine transporter ROCK1-like. NCBI's taxonomy places the organism in Eukaryota, Viridiplantae, Streptophyta, Magnoliopsida, Malpighiales, Salicaceae. Gene Ontology annotation, molecular function: pyrimidine nucleotide-sugar transmembrane transporter activity. The transcript is spliced from 7 exons. Gene Ontology annotation, biological process: pyrimidine nucleotide-sugar transmembrane transport. The record is from RefSeq and is a predicted model, not a curated record. Gene Ontology annotation, cellular component: Golgi membrane. Bases 195 to 1178 code for a protein of 327 amino acids.